UCCCUGGGAGUCAUAGUGAAAGCAUCACCACCACAAUCACCGUCACUACAUUAUACAUCUAUUGAGAGAAUGGUAGCAAUCGUGUAUGAAUCUGUAUUGGUGGUUGUUGCCAUGGUUGUGAUCGCUGGACCUGUAAUUAGUCAGAACGUGGGUGAACCCUUGAAGCAGGUGGGCGUGGAUGUGGGCGUGAUGGUGGGUCAGGUGGUGGAGCACCAUCUCACCGGCUGUCACCUGGUGCUCAUCACCACUACACAACACUCACCUAUAUUCUCCAGUAUAAUCAGACACAUGAGUGUGGGUUUGGAGGCUGGCGUGGUAGUGGAGGCAGGGUGGGUGUUGUCUCAGGACCAGCUGACCCAGGACAACCUCCUCCAGGGGCUGUGGGGGGACACCAGAACCACCUGCCGGGCACUCAUCCUUGAUUUCACCACCACUAGCAACAACACCCAACUCUCCCUGAGGUUAUUAGAGACAGCAAGAAUGUGGUUUCUGCCAGAAAUGCGGGUGGUAGUGGUGGGUGGGAAAGAAGGAGUGGAGGACGUCCUCCUCCACCGUAAUUUCCGCAACACCGUCCACGCCCUUUACCUGGCCCUCCACGACCUAUCUCUCCACACCCCACCACUACACAGUAGCACACGGCUUAGGAGGGUCCUCCCCCAGAAAGGGGCAGUAGUGAGUGAGCGUGUGUGGGUGUACCGGCGAUGUCUGUACAGCAACAACGGGAAGGCAGACGUCCAACUAAUCCUGCAAGAAAAUUUAAACUCAAUCGUCGAGCUGAGUGGUAACAUCCUUUAUGAGCACGAACACUUCCAGGACAUGAAAGAUCGUAAGUUCUUAAUAACCUCUCGGCCGUUCUUCCCCUUCGUGGACUACAAGCCUAUCACAGACGAACCUGAAACUAUAGUUACUCUCAGGGACUCGAUCGACCUCAGAAUUCUCAACACUCUUGCAGUGAAACUUAACUUCAGUUAUGAGAUACGAGAGUCACCAGGCCGAGCCUUCGGUGAGCCAAGAGACGGCCAGUAUGACGGCAGUAUUGGCAAACUCCAGCGUGAGGAAGCGGACUUUUGCACCAUGGUGGCGCCUACAUCAGGGCGCCUCAGAGUUACAUUAUUCACAAGACUAUAUCCUGCCGACCCAACGAUUAUAGCAUCUCUGAAACCCACGCUACUGCCAGCACAUCUUUCUCUGGUUAGACCAUUUGAAGGUGAACUGUGGUUUGCAUUACUGGCAAGUGUAGUGGCGUGGGGUGUCCUUAUGUGGGUGCUACAAAGAGCAUGGAAGUGGGCGGUGGGAGGCGAUUGUGUUAAGUUGAGCACCGCCCUCCUGUAUGGCUGGGGCGCCCUCAUGGAAAAACCGCCCCCAGUCCCUUCCUCCAGCGACUCAGAAAGAGUGUUGGUGGGAUGGUGGCUGGUGUUCUGUCUGGUUAUCUGUACAGGAUUCCGUUCUUCACUAAUUGCCCACUUGACAGUCCCGGGGAAAUCCCAAACUCUUGACACCUUGCAAGACCUGGCGGAUGCAGAUGGUUGGAGAUGGGGCACUGAACCUUGGCAGGUCUCUGGAGCCAUUAGAGAAUAUUAUUCUAAGAACACUGAACUAGUGAUGACGCAAAUUAUGGAUGAAAUGGAGUGGUACAGCAUAGACGUGUUGCUUGAGAAAGUGUUACAGGGAGGAUUUUCCUUCAUCUGCUCGCAAAAACGAUUCGCAGUGUAUGUGGCCUCUUGGUACGCCAACAGCAAAGGAGAGACGCCCUUCUACGUCAGCAACAAGGCUUUCUCUCUCAUGUUAUGCUUUGGAUGGUCCUUCAGAAAAGGCGCGCCAUUCUACAGAAAAAUUGCUCUCAUGACAUCAUGGAUGCAAGACGCUGGGAUAAUAGACUACUGGACAGAGGAGGUUAUGGCCAGGCGUGUGAGGGAGAACCGAGAAACUGCAGCUCUAAACCUUGUGAAAGAUACCCCACAGGAUGACGAGACACAGGUGAUACUUGGGAUGGGUCACCUCCAGGGCGCCUUCUAUCUACUGAUUCUAGGCACAGUCGUCGCCUUCCUCGGAUUACUUUGGGAGAACUACGCCCAAUCCUGCUACCCGUUGCACUUGAGUUACUGAACAUAACUAGACCUCAGGUGAAAAAUAAUGAUGCUAGAUUCCUGUUUUUUCCUUCGUCACAAUAAUGGGAAGAACUUCGUCCACUUCUGGUCCUCGAUAAUGUAACGCCUUCUUUACCCUCGCCAGACCCUACUCUAGGAAUACCAAUAUUCUAAGUGUUACGAGUUAGGGAUUUAGAAUAUAGUUAAAAGUCUACCCAGAUCCCAACAGGUAACAACAAAAAAAACAAAGACAAUCGGACUAUAAAAGGGUAGACAAAG
This is a messenger RNA of Homarus americanus (American lobster), 2366 nucleotides long. RefSeq lists its product as uncharacterized. Gene Ontology annotation, cellular component: membrane. Lineage: Eukaryota; Metazoa; Arthropoda; Malacostraca; Decapoda; Nephropidae. The transcript is spliced from 12 exons. The coding region runs from base 70 to 2106 and encodes 678 amino acids. The record is from RefSeq and is a predicted model, not a curated record. Gene Ontology annotation, molecular function: ligand-gated monoatomic ion channel activity.